Messenger RNA from Chironomus riparius, 1395 nucleotides. Lineage: Eukaryota; Metazoa; Arthropoda; Insecta; Diptera; Chironomidae. The record is from the annotation of a GenBank genome assembly.
CACAUCCUAUUUUGUUUGGAAGUGUUUUCUGAUCUGCCAUUCAAAUUUUGAUGACUCCUUCAAAUUUAAUUUUAAUCUGUUGCUUAUUAAUUAGUAUGAAUUAAUUAGCAUUGCCAUCACUUUUCAAGUAAAAACAACAUUCUCAGCAUUGUUUUCUUUCUAGCUGCUUGUAGUUAAAAAUUGAUAACAAACAAAGAGAAUUUGCUGACAACUCCAAUAGAGCUCAAUGCAUGCUUGUUGUUAUCAUCCAAACAUCCUAUUUCAAAUAGUCAUGGAGGUGGAAAUGAUUAAAAAGCUAUAAAAUAUUGAUGCUUCACUGAAUCUUUAGUUCAUUUUGUUUCUGGUUCAUCACAGAAGCUAAUCGUCUUAGCUGAAAGAAAAAGUGAACUAGUUUUGAGUGAAAAAUGAGAUUUUUCAUCGCCCUUCUUGCAUUUGCGAUCAUCGCCAUCUCAUCAGCUGAUAAAGGCUUCGUCUUGCGAUCAUUAAACACCUAUAAGACAUACGAUUUUGGUCGUCAAUAUGCAGCUCUUGUCUACAGAUGCAUGAUUCCACGUGAAACCUUCUUUGUUGAAGGCAUCAAUGCCACAUACUGGGAUGGCAAAGGACCAGAUGAUGUUGAGGUUCUUCACAUUGUUCACCAAACUGUGACACGACUUCCAAGAAAAUUCUUUGAUUUUUACAAGAACAUUAAUCAUAUUCAUAUCAUUGGAUCAGGUUUGGAGACACUUGAAGGUGAGCAAUUAGACGCUCGCAUCCGUUACCUUCAUUUGGAUGAAAAUGUUAUCAGAGUUGUCCCAAAAACAUUCUUUGAACGCUCACAAGAAUUAAUGUUGUUGUCAAUGGAAAGAAACAGAAUCGAAACUUUGGAUGCUGAUUUAUUUGUCACGAUGCCAAAGCUCCGUUGGGUCUCAUUCGCUGGCAACAGAAUUCGUACCUUGCCAGGUACAAUAUUCCGUGUCAAUACAGUCAUUGAAUGCCUCUCAUUCGAAAACAAUGGACUCGUCAACAUCGGAAUUGAAUUAGUCAGAGGACUUGAGAAGCUUAAAGGAGUCAGUUUCGAUGGCAAUGUCUGCAUCAACUCAGCAUACUCAAAGGAAUCAAACGCUCGUGAUUUGUUGACAAAAGAAUUCACAGCAAACUGCGCUGGACGUUGUGGACAAGCAGCACUUGAAUCACAAAACUCAAUCAGCAGUCUUAGAGACAGAAUCCAUGAAUUGGAACGUGAAGCACCAAAGUGUGCUGAAGAGAUGAAAAAGUCAAGAACUAUUGAUAAUCAUGAAUCAUCAGAAUCUGAAUCCGAUGAGGAUGAUGACAGCAAUGUUCCAGCUGGAAAACUUUGUCCACAUGCUCAAUACAAGCCAUUUAUGUAAGAUUUUGGUAGAACUUUGAGAAUUU